This is a messenger RNA of Emericellopsis atlantica, 1055 nucleotides long. RefSeq names its product glycoside hydrolase. Bases 161 to 883 code for a protein of 240 amino acids. The record is from RefSeq and is a predicted model, not a curated record. The transcript has a single exon. NCBI's taxonomy places the organism in Eukaryota, Fungi, Ascomycota, Sordariomycetes, Hypocreales, Bionectriaceae.
GACUUGGACAUGUAUAUAAGAAGCCAGGACACUCUUCAUCCAGCCUUCCUUCCUCCUGUCCUCUCCAUCCUCAACCGUUCUCUUCUCUUCUCAAGUGUCUCUCACUCGACUCUUCAUCCACCCAUAACUGCCAGCCAGUUUUCAGUCCCAUCCCGCCAUCAUGUUCGCAAAGACCCUCUCCAUUGUGGCCCUCGCCACGGCCGUCAGCGCCCACGGCCACGUCGCCACCAUCAUCGCCGACGGCGUCGAGUACACCGGCGGUCUCCCUCACAACGCGCCCGCAGACGCUGUCGGCUGGGCCGCCGCCAACCAAGACAACGGCUUUGUCGAGCCCAACGCUGCCGACACCCCCGAUAUCAUCUGCCACAAGAGCGCCACACCCGUCUCCAACGCCGCCGUCGUCUCGGCUGGCUCCUCCCUCACCCUCCAGUGGAACACCUGGCCCGUCUCCCACCACGGGCCCGUCAUUGACUACAUCGCCCCCGUCUCGGGUGACUUUGCCUCCAUCGACAAGACAUCCCUCCAGUUCGUCAAGCUCGACGAGGCUGGCCUCAACUCGGGCUCCAACCCGGGCGACUGGGCCUCGGACGACCUCAUCGCCAAUGGCAAUGCAUGGACCGUCGACAUCCCCGCCAGCCUCGCCCCGGGCAAGUACGUCCUCCGCCACGAGAUCAUCGCCCUCCACUCCGCUGGUCAGGUCAACGGCGCCCAGCUCUACCCCCAGUGCAUCAACAUUGAGGUCACGGGCUCCGGCUCCGCCACACCCAGCGGUGGCGCCCCCUUUACCACCUUCUACACACCCCAGGACCCUGGCAUCCUCUUCAACCUCUACCAGAGCUUUUCCUCCUACCCCAUCCCCGGCCCUGAUGUCUGGUCUGCAUAAGGGAGUGACAGUAAACUAUACGGAAACAUCUCUUGAUUGGCAGUGGACGCAUCUUCAUGACAUCUCGGGUGAGAUGCAGGAGCAUUGGACCUGGUGCCGGAUACAUAGAGACACUGAGGACCAUUCGCUUGUAUAUAGCUUUGUUGCGCAAUGGAACAUAUUCUUCACAUCA